Molecule: messenger RNA, 1988 nt
Organism: Bactrocera oleae (olive fruit fly)
Lineage: Eukaryota; Metazoa; Arthropoda; Insecta; Diptera; Tephritidae
Gene: nmdyn-D7
Product: nucleoside diphosphate kinase homolog 7
Cellular component (GO): centrosome
Molecular function (GO): ATP binding; nucleoside diphosphate kinase activity
Source: RefSeq, a predicted model, not a curated record
CCAAAGGGAACUGCUCUUUAAAAUCGAGUAUAAAUGGGAAUCGGUUUGUAAUUUUCAUCGAAAGUUUUUAAAACAAUGUUUCAAUAUAAAAAUUGAGUUAAUGUUUUUUACAUUAUUCUGAACAGCUACACUAAAGGUAUUUGUGCCAACGAUAAAGUUGCCUAAGUCAAUACAAACUCAUUUCAUGAAAACAGUGAUAGGUGUGGGUUUUACAUUAUUGUUAACAUUUUUAUUAAAAUAAUUCUUAAUUGACUUACCAUAAAGUAAAUAGGCGAUGUUGUGUAGUGGUCUCUUAAUUAGGAGUAUUUUUGUUUUCACUUAAUUUUUGUGUUUAAAAUGUAGCGAACAUUCACUAAUAGGUAACUCGUUACUUUCCACGGCAUACCAACGAGUUGUUAAUUUACGGUUAAUCUAUAAAUAAGCUUGUACUUUUUUAUCACAAUGUUUGCAUACCGUUUGAUCCGUACUAACAUUAAAAAACACUGAAUCGCGGUAAUAGUGCAAAAGUUAAUUUUAUACAAAUACUGAACUCGAAGUUUACUGAAUAUUUUUGGAAUUGCACAAACAAAAUUAAUUUUGACAACCUACGUACAUAUGUAUUUUGAGUACCGCUGUAUUAAUACUUCUGCCGAUUGGUUGCCGGGAAACCAAAAUCAAAAAUAAAUAAAUGAGAAUCAGUCGUAAAUUUGAAGAGAUAUUUUAUAUUUUAUUUCUGUUACAAUACUUGUAUUAUAAAAAAACUUGAGAAGACUUAGUUAUUGUAAAUGGCCUUCAAUCGUCGUUUGUCUUUUAUAGCAGAAUGGUACCAAGAGGAGGCGGCAAUUAUACGGACUUUCACUAUAUGCUUUUUUCCAACUGGCAAUGCAAUCGAAGUGUAUGAUCAGCAACACAAACGGACUUUUCUCCGGCGUACUAAAAUGCCGGAACUCUCUGAACGGGAUUUUUUCAUAGGAUCAAAAAUCAACAUUUUUGGAAGGCAAUUUGAUAUCAUUGACUAUGCGGAUGACAUAACAAAGAACACACUCGACAAAUAUCGCAAAAAAACUUUUCUGCUAUUAAAAAAUAUCUGCAUUCAACAAUUAGGCCCUCUGCUCUGUGCUCUCAUAGAUUCUAAUUUUAGCAUAAACAGAGCACUAAUGGUACAAUUUACACCUGAACAAGUGAAACAAUUCUUGAGCAAUAAACGUAAUGUUGAAGCGUCAAGUAUGCUGAUGAAUCAGUUAAUCGGUGGCCCUUCAAUGGGAUUCGAAGUGAUCGCUGAUAAUGCAGUACAGAAAAUGAAAUUAUGCAAAGAACAAAAUAAAGAAUGUUCUAAUGAUAACACAGUUGCUGCUCUCGUUACCCUAUUCGAACGGGAAGAUAUUCGCAUAGGUAUUUACUGUCCACAAGAUGAAGAAGAGGCCGAGCAGGACCUUAAUUUCUUUUUUAAUCCAAAAAAUGGCUUGCAAGCCACUCUACGUUUGAAAAAUUCGACAUUAGGCAUCAUUAAACCGCAUUGUAUUAAAGAUGGUAAUUUAGGACGAAUCAUAUCAGAAAUUACCGAUAAUGGAUUCAAAAUCACUGGACUGCGUAUGAAUUUAAUGGAACGAGUAAAUUGUGAGGAAUUUUUCGAAGUUUAUCGUGGAAUAUUGCCGGAAUAUAUUCCUAUGGUGGCACAACUCGCGAGCGGCGUAAGUAUGGCAUUGGAAAUUGUUGCGGCAGAUGAAAACAAAAAUAGUUAUGAGGCGUUCAGACAGUUUUGUGGGCCAAUGGAUCCAGAAAUUGCUAAAAUGUUACGUCCACAUACCUUACGUGCGAAGUUUGGUGUCAGUAAAACCUUAAAUGCGGUUCAUUGUACUGAUUUGCCGGAUGAUACAAUUUUGGAAUUGCAGUAUAUCUUCAAAAUUUUAGAUUAGUAAAUAUUUUAUAAUCAACUUUAACAUGAAUUUGUACAAAUAAAUAAAUUAGGCCAUUUAACUAUAUCGAAUAUAUGAUAAUUACAACAUUAA